This is a messenger RNA of Aspergillus ruber CBS 135680, 1082 nucleotides long. RefSeq lists its product as uncharacterized. NCBI's taxonomy places the organism in Eukaryota, Fungi, Ascomycota, Eurotiomycetes, Eurotiales, Aspergillaceae. Bases 417 to 1016 code for a protein of 199 amino acids. The record is from RefSeq and is a predicted model, not a curated record. The transcript has a single exon.
AUGAGAUCUAGACAUGCUUCACACAACAAGAAUCCAAAUUUGGUCGCGGUGCAUCCUGUGAGGCUAAAUUUAACCAAUAAGGCAUAUUUCCAUUCUGCCCUGGUGGUGCAGUGACGCAGUUCUAUCUCAGCCGAGCCUAGACAUGUUACAGUCCCAGCUUCCAAGGCUCAAUUGAAUUUGUAGAUCACGAUGGAUGCUGGAAAUACGGCCUUGGAAGAGAGGUAUAAAGGAGUUAUGAAAUUCUCGCAACAAGUCUUAGCAAGAAAUCCAAGCACAGUUAAUUCUAUUCAUUCUAGACUUUCCUCGCAGCCGAACCAACAGUUAUCUUGAGUACCUUCAAUAUGCUUUUUCGCAACGCAUUUCUAUCCCUCCUUCUACUGGUCAGUUAGUCCCUCCUCGCUAUUGCCGCGAGGCAGAUGAACAGCGAAGGCCAGGGAGGACAAACAACUUGGUACCAAACUGGCAAACUUGAAUCAAACAAAGACUUCAGCGUCGAAACCCUCCAAGACAUAGCCAAAGAAUUCUACGAAUAUGUCAUCGACAAGCCUAACGCCAGAACCAGCAGCACUAACGCAUGCAUCGUGGCUGUCUUUGGAGAUCGUCAAACCCGCAAAUUCACCGCAUCGACUAUUCCCCGAGGUCCCGUUAACGCCAGAAUGGGCCGCGAAGGACGGCAAAAGGCGCCAUUGUGGUACCAUCAGAUGCAGGCUCGCAACCGUCUCAGGAGCUCUGGUGGUGAGUUUCAUGCUGAAGAUGGUGCCAUGUUUAGGUGGGAAUCCUCCCCCGACUCCCACGGGCGAACCGGCCAUGGUGUUUAUCUCAAUGACCCCAUCAUGGGCGUUUAUGGUGACCCUGGUUUCCGCAACCCUGGCGUCAAGGACCUCAACCCCUGUGAAAAGUGUUUGCCCGUUGUGGGAGCGCUGGAUAUUGGAUACCAUGAUAGCAAUGGCGGACGCAGCAGCCCAACGUAUUCGGAUGGAAUUGAUGAUGAGGACAUGAUGGAAGUUGAUUGUUGAAGGCUUAUUGCUCACUGGCUGGUCUUGGAUAGCAUGAGAAUUGAUUCAUGCAACAGAUAAGCUGAC